CCUCUAUCACCAUCACCUCAGCACCGCCACAGCCACCUCCCUUCACCACAACCUCCGGCGACAACCCACACCGCCGCGCCCCUUUCUCUUCUUCUUCCCCUCUUCUCACCUCCGCUGAGCCCAGAAACCACAACGCUAGCUCCUCCUCUCCACCAAAGUCCAGAGCGGCAGCGGCCACCUUCUCCAUUCCUGGGUCUCCUCUCGUCUGCCACCAAACAGCCGCGACACCCAACCUUCUCCCCCGCUAUCGGCUCUGCCUAUGCCGUUCUCGGUUCCAUCAUCUACAUCAUCGGCGGCUCCAUUAACGACGUUCCCUCCUCUCACAUCUGGCUCCUCGACUGCCGCUUCCACCGAUGGCGACGUGGACCCUCCAUGCGCGUCGGCCACGAGUUCACCACUACAGGAGUCGUCGACGGAAAGAUUUACGUCAUCGGAGGCUGCGUCGCCGACAAUUGGGCCUGGUCGGCCAAAUGGGCGGAGGUUCUUGACCCCGCCUCCGAGAAAUGGGAGCGCGUGGCGAGCCCCGCGAAGGUUCGGGAGAAGUGGAUGCACGCAAGCACCGUGGUGGACGGCAAGGUGUACGCCAUGGCGGAUUGCGGCGGCAUCGCGUUGGAUCCCCGAUGCGGCGCUUGGGAGAGCGUGGGAACGGAGCUGGACCUCGGGUGGCGAGGGAGGGCGUGUGUGGUGGAUGAUAUUCUUUAUUGCUACGAUUACUUGGGGAAGAUUAAAGGGUUCGAUGUGAAGAGUGGGGUAUGGAAAGAGCUGAAGGGGUUGCAUAAGGGGUUGCCUCGGUUUCUGUGUGGUGCUACCAUGGCUGAUUUGGGUGGGAAGUUGGUUGUGGUGUGGGAGUGUGGUGGUGGGAAUGGGAAAGACAUCAUUUGGUGUGCUGAGAUUCAAGUUAGCAAGAAGAAUGGUGAACUGUGGGGUGAGGUUGAUUGGUUCCAGAAGGUUCUUUCUGUUCCCAAAGGCGAGUGGAGGUUAUGGUGAAGAAGAUGAAGAUGAUUGUGGUGAAUGGUUGCCUCAGAUAUGGCUUUGGGGAGGGGGGGUGGGAGUGCCACGUAGGUUCGGAAACCCACGAGCCAAGCUCAGAUCCAAGCCAGGACACUUUUGUCACACGGACAGCAACUAUCAUGGGUACAAGAUUAGUUUCGAGCUUUCAUGGGUACAAAUGUCAGCGUUUUUAUCUCUCAUGGAUACAAAUGGUCAUUUAUUCUAAAAAAUAACUUGUGUUUUCACUCUUAAAUAUGUGAUAUCACAAUAAAUAUAAAAAGAUUCAAACUUUUCUUUCUAUUUUACGUGUAGAUAUAUACUACACGGCGACACACCAUAUAACAACGGAAUACAAAAGGAUUCAUUUUCUUUUUUCUCAUGAAUAUAUAAUUGUCUGAAAAAUAUACACUUGUCAAAUAGAGUAACCUUCCAAUCAAUUUCUUAUAACUUGUGAUGUCUUCUAACUUCUAAGGAGUGUUAUCUUUCUUUGAUAACUUUGUAGUUUGGAGUGCUAAUUGAUUUGCUGUUCAAAAAUCUAAAACCCUUAGCAAUGUCCUAUUUCUUCUGGCACAAAUCAAUUCCUUGGUUUGAUUAUGUCACUUCCAUUCCUCAAAAGUAUUUAAAGUCAUCCAAGUCCUUCACAUAUAAUAGGAUUGUUGUAAAUCCUUAAGCCUUAGUGCGCAAUCAACUCUUUUUGUAUCUAUCAGUGUUUCCAUGAGCAUUGAAUUUCACGCUGAGUAUCCAUGUACAAGUAUUGUUCUGUUUUAAUGUGUUGACCUCAUUGUAGAUUGUUGUAUCGGAAAGAGGGUAUAUCAGUUUCUUCAUAACUCUUAUGCUCUGGAUUUGAUGUGAUUGCCAAGGUUACCAUGUUUACGGUUCUAGUUGUCGUAUGAUUAGUUACUGAUAAGUUACUGAUAAGUAGAAAUCCAAUUGAUUUGCAUGAGACAGUAACUAAAUCAGAGAUUGAUAUCAUGUAAUAAUAGUCUUUGAGAUGAAUGGUGAUCUACUGAUCUAUUUUAUUUUGGAUUUUUUUA
Molecule: messenger RNA, 2024 nt
Organism: Arachis ipaensis
Lineage: Eukaryota; Viridiplantae; Streptophyta; Magnoliopsida; Fabales; Fabaceae
Source: RefSeq, a predicted model, not a curated record